Messenger RNA from Carassius carassius (crucian carp), 4765 nucleotides. Its product is annotated as nuclear factor of activated T-cells 5-like. The transcript is spliced from 12 exons. Bases 903 to 4562 code for a protein of 1219 amino acids. Gene Ontology annotation, molecular function: RNA polymerase II cis-regulatory region sequence-specific DNA binding; DNA-binding transcription factor activity, RNA polymerase II-specific; transcription factor binding. Gene Ontology annotation, biological process: calcineurin-NFAT signaling cascade; cytokine production; regulation of transcription by RNA polymerase II. Gene Ontology annotation, cellular component: transcription regulator complex. The record is from RefSeq and is a predicted model, not a curated record. NCBI's taxonomy places the organism in Eukaryota, Metazoa, Chordata, Actinopteri, Cypriniformes, Cyprinidae.
UAUAUGCAAUACAUAUACUCAGAAAUGCAUGUAUAAUUGCCAUUUACUGAAGUUCUUCCCGACUUGCAUUGAACAGUGAGGAAAGAAACUGUCCACAGUGAACACACUCCUCAGAACCUUUCUUUUGAGUUCCUACUUGUACAUUCAAAAUGCAAUUCACUUUAGUUUCUUUUACUCUGCCCCUUUAUCAAAGUGCCCAGGUUUAGGGUGAGUUUCUGUAGGCCAGAAGUCUGUUGCCUUUGGACAUCUGUACCUAACUGCAGCCAAAUGCAUCCCUCUGACGAGGCAGGACAUGCUGGCUGCAGCUGAAGGAAGGAAUUUCUCUCUGAAGCAGGGAGUGUCUGCAUACAAAAUGCUCUGCAGUUUUCUGCUUCAUAGGUCAGACACUGGUUUAUGUUGUUUUUGUGGCUAUGCUCACUCCCAUCAAAAUUUGUGCAAAUUUGUUUUAAGAAUUUGCUUGCAUCAUUUUACACAUCUGGAUGAGAGAUGUAGACCCUCAACUGGAAUAAAUAUUGAAAAGUAUGUCAUGUAACAAUUUUUGAGGGUUAUAUGCAAGAGCUAAUUUACUGUAGAUUUCCAAUGUAUGCUUAAAUAAACCCCAAGACAUGAGAGGAUAUUAUGGCUAGCGGGCUGUGCGUAAUGUCUUGGAGAGUGAUGUCAUGCCCUGCUCUGCAGUAACUCUACAUGAAAUGCUUGUUUUUGUUUUUUCACAGAUGUUAUUCCGCAUGAUCAUUUUGCUCCCGUUGUAUGCUGAUUUAUUUCCACAGCAUUUCAACUGCUUAUUUGACAUUUGCCCUAAUGAUAGAUAAUGCCCUGUGAAAGAUUAAAAACAGAAACCAUUGGAAAGAAAAGAUAAAAAGCAAUCAUGAGAAAUGUCUUGACUUGACUGGGACUGUUGGCUCAUGAUGAUACCUUGUCUAUGCCUUUAUUCAUUGAUUCUGAUUGUACACACUACAGAUGCCUCGUCCGCCUCUUCUGCUUUGAGCAUGGGAAGUCCUCGCAGUGCUUUUCCCACCUCUUCCACCUCAGCUUCAGAGCGGAUCGCCGUGCACGAAAGCAGCACGCCGGGAGAUGUUAGCAGUCGAAGAAAAGCCGAGGUUCUGGCUGCGGAAAACAAGCAUUCCGGUCGAGAAAAAGGUGGCCAGCAGACCCAGCAGCAGCAUCAGAUGACACCCUCCAAACGGCCUGUCCUCAACAUCUCGCCUCCACCAGAGGACCUGUUCGAUGAGAGCAACAUUUCCUGCCAAGAUGAGCUGCUUCUCGACUCAGAGCAGAGCAGCAGCAUCUGGAUUGAAAACUCGGUGUCCAACUUCAGCAUCGUGAGCUCCAGCUCCUACAAUGACAACACUGAAGUGCCCCGCAAGGCCCGUAAGUGCACCCCGCGACAGAAGCCCGGGCCAAAGCCAGUCCCUGCUGAAGAAGCCAGUAUGGAUGUCUUUGAUGCAGAUAGUGCCAAAGGUCCACACUUUGUGCUCUCGCAGCUUGGCCCAGACAGCAAGACCUGUUCCAAAGCAAGCUCCGAUGGACCACAAGCAUCUGGUCUCAAAGGUGGGAUACUGUCUUGUCAGUAUCCUCAGAAAAGUGAAGGGAAAGAACUGAAGAUCGUGGUACAGCCUGAGACUCAGCAUAGAGCGCGUUACCUGACUGAAGGCAGCCGUGGGUCUGUGAAAGACCGAACACAGCAGGGUUUCCCCACUAUCAAGCUCGAGGGUGUGAAGGAGUCAGUGGUCCUACAGAUUUUUGUGGGCAAUGAUGCUGGACGUGUGAAGCCCCAUGGCUUCUACCAGGCUUGCAGAGUUACAGGCCGUAACACAACCGCCUGUAGGGAAGUGGACAUCGAAGGCACGACUGUCAUCGAAGUGCCUCUGGAUCCCAGCAGCAAUAUGAUUCUGCCUAUAGACUGUGUGGGGAUCCUGAAGCUCAGGAAUGCUGAUGUGGAGGCCCGUAUUGGGGUGGCUGGAUCUAAGAAGAAGAGCACCCGUGCCAGACUGGUGUUUCGAGUCAACAUCCCACGCCCGGAUGGCUCUGUGCUCACAUUACAGACCUCUUCGUCUCCCAUACUGUGCACCCAGCCUGCAGGAGUACCUGAGAUUCUCAAGAAGAGUUUGCACAGCUGUUCGGUUAAUGGAGGGAGUGAAGUCUUUAUUAUUGGAAAAAACUUUCUCAAAGGAACCAAGGUCAUAUUUCAGGAGAAUGCUUCAGCAGAUGAUAAGUCCUGGAAGGCAGAGGCUGACAUUGACAUGGAGUUUUUCCAUCAGAAUCACCUUGUUGUCAAAGUCCCUCCAUAUCAAAAUCCAGCUAUCACAUCUCCUGUAUCUGUUGGUAUCUAUAUUGUUACGAAUGCUGGACGUUCCCAUGAUAUUCAACCAUUUACAUACACUCCAGAGCCAGUUGUUGAUUCUUCUGUGAAAAAGGAAGUCUUGCCUCCAGUGACACCUUGUUGUUUUGAACAAAUGAAAGUAAUCGAUACUGCUUUGAUGACGCCGGUUUUGCCUCUUGUUAAACGAGAGGAGGUCACUCCUAUGGAGGUCUCCAGUAACCCCUCGGCCUUCAAGACCUCUGAAGUCAUCAAUUCAGCCCAGCAAGCCUUAGAUAUGAGUGCUGAGAUCUCCACCAAUAACUGCAAAUUUUCCAGUUCACUGGCACACCAAACAAGAGAACAUGAUCAAUCUCAGAAUUCUGUCUUUUCCAACAAAGAACCAUUCAGCACCAUCCAGGAACAGAGUCUUGCACCCAGUGGCUCUUUCCAUGUGCCUAAUAAAUCUCUUCUUCAGCAAGGAGUUCAGCCAUUCCUCUUGGAACACAGAGAGAGUCUUGGACAGGAGAGGACAGGCAACAGUGGCGGUUCAGUGGUGGGGCUCUCCCAGAUUGAUGACAACUCGCAGCAGCAGCUCUCACUUCUACCUCCAGAUGAGGUGGCACAACUGGAGCAGGCCGUUCGGCAGCUGCAAGCGAAGGGAUUCUGCAACAUCCAUCUCCAGAGUGAGAAUUCACUAUCGAAACAAAGACAACAUCAACUUCAUCAGCAGCAUCAGCAAAUUCAGCAACAGCAGCAGCAAAUCCAGCAUCAACAACAGCAAAUCCAGCAACAGCAGCAGCACAUCCAGCAACAAGAGCAGCAAAUCCAGUUGCAGCAGCAGCAACACCACCAGCAGCAAGCUCUGGAGAACCUUCAACAUCAGCUCUUUCAGCCCCAGGUUCAAAUACACUGUAGUUCAGAGCAGCAGAGCUCUUCCCAAGGUAUGGUUCAGAAUGGAAGUUCCCUCUUCCAGCAAACCUCAUCACAACAACAGCAGCAGCAACAAGCGUCCUUGUUUCAACAAGCAACUGGCUUUCUUCAGCAACAACCCAGUCAUUCCUCGCCUUCCCUGUUUCACAAUCCUACAGCCAUGACUGAAGCCCAAAGCCCACAGGAGGCUCUUUUCCACUCACAGAAGACCUCACCCAAUCAGGAUCAGGUCCAAGCUUCCCUUUUCCAAAGCAGUCUGACGGUUCUCGGUGGGUCCAACAUGUCUGCAGAAGCUCAGCCCUCUGCAACCAGUAUGUUUCUCUCCCAAAAUGCCAUACAAGGCCAACUUGCUGUUAAUGCUGGCCAGCCACAGCAACUGGCCUUUCUCACUUCUAUGCAGACAUCUUCUCUCGAGGCACCAUCUGUAUUUCAGACUCCACCCCAACUGUCCCCCAUUCAGCAAGGCACUCCGAUGGAGCAGCAACAGUCACCACAGCGUACCCAACCUGGAUCCAUGUUCCAGAGCAUCUCCCAGUCACCAAGCAAACUCCCCCAUGGUCAGCAGCAGCAGGCUGGCCUACUCCUCGGUUCCUUAAAUUCUCCAGUGACACAAGAGCAAACUUCCAAUCUGUUAUUUGGUGGGCAAGUCCAGAUAGGAUCGAUGAACAACAGUAGCCUAGCUUCUCAAGAACAACAGAGCACUUCCCUUCCCUACUCUCAGACCGGCAUGGUUACGGUCAGGCAGCAGGAGUCAUCUGAACCCAUGACGUUUCAGGAUCAGACUACUAUGGUGGUCAGCCCCUCCUCGAAUAAGCCUAUUUUCCAAGACCAGCAACCAAUGCAGUUGGCAUCAAGUUCUGGUACAGCCCCUCCACAGUCUGUAAACCUCUUCAUGGCCCAGUCCGGCAUUCAAGGGGGAAUGGCUUCUCAAGACCCCAUUUUUGCAUCACAUAGUGAUGUAAGCCGAAUUCAGACUAGCAGUUCCUCUCCAGUACAACAGCCUGGUCAACUCUUCCAGACCACAAUGAGUGGAAGUCUCAAUCAGGCCAACCAGAAUCAGCAGCCAGACCUGUUCCUUUUUGAGAUUCAGAAUGAAUGCAGUCAGCUGAUGAACAGCCAAGGAUCUACACUUUCUGAUCAGAUCAUUGCCAUCAAUCAGUCUGGACAGAGUCAGCAAGAGAGUGAGGGGCAAAUCCAGUCUUUACUUGGGCAGUCCCUGUCAGACCCUGGAACUGUGCAGAGCACUUUGACAACCUCUCAGAACAUGGAGAAGAUUGACGACCUUCUGGUGAGCCUUCAGGAGCAAAGCAAUAACAUCUCACACUCCUACUAGGGCUUUCAGUGUGUGUAGCUGCCCCAAAAUCUCCAUUCCAUAUGUGAUUGUAGAUAUUUCUUGUACACGUCUUGGAUAGUCGGGGUAUCCUCUAUUUUGAAUAUUUCAAGAAUAUAGGAUGUUGGAGGUAUUUCGCUCAGACCCCUUAAAAGAAAUAGCAAGACAUCCACUUUAGACAUUGGCACUGAGAAAGUAGAGUCACC